GUCCCGUAACACACACACAAUUUAAACCGUGUCGCCGUGAAUGUUGAGCGCGAUAGACUAGGGUCCGUCCCUCCCGUCCCUCCCUCCCUCCCUCCCCGAGUUGAGUUCUCGGCGAGGAAAGGCGUGCGAGUGUUGGGAGGCGUGUGCGCGCAGCCCUGGGCCUUUCCACGUGGACACGUGUUGAGGCCUCCGCAGCCCGCAUCGUCCUAGCCGCCCCCCGCUUCUCGGCGCCCGCGUGUGCGCCUUCGCGUGAUAAUAAGUCGUCGUGCUGUUUGCUAUCCCCACCGCUUGUAUUGAUUUAUCCGUCGUGUACUAGCGUUCGGGCCGCUAUACGCUAGGUCGUGUAUUUACGGUUGCUACUGCUACUACUGCUGCCGCCGCCGCCGCAUGAGCCGCGCCAUAGCAGCGAAGAUAGGCUCGGACCCAGUUCCGGGUGGUGCUGCAAUAGACAUGGCAUCGGCGUACGGCUUCCCGGGGCAGAAACGUCCACUGGAGGAUGCCGAUGUCCCUUGGACGGGCCCCCCGCCCACUAGAGCAGGCUUGGAGCUCGCGCUGUCUCCUCCAGACAAUCCUGACAGCAAGAAAAUGGCGCCACAAAGUGACCCAAUUGGUGCUCAGUUGGCAGCGAUACAACAGCAGCAGAGCGGCAGAGGUGGAGAUGCCCCCGAGAUGGGAUGGUCACCACCGCCCCGGUUCGACUCCCCGGACGGGGACCCUCACUGGCCGCCCUCCCAUCACGGUGGAGGCGGAGGCGGAGGUGGUCUCAACCCCAGGGCCCAAACAGAGGAAAUGAAAAUCCCCGAUAAGAUGGUUGGAUUCAUCAUUGGCAGGGGCGGUGAGCAAGUUUCAAGGCUUCAGACUGAAACCGGCUGCAAAAUCCAGAUCUCACCAGAUGCAGUUGUGGAUGCCACUGGCCUCAUGGAACGCACGUGCAUGCUCAUGGGACCGCCCGAGGCCAUCCAGCACGCCAAGAGUCUCAUCGACCAGAUUAUCGAGCGGUGCAGGAACGGGGGCCCCUCGGAGAACGGCGCUGAUGGAAUGGUCGAGAUCAUUGUCCCUGCCGACAAGGUGGGGCUGGUCAUCGGCAAGGGAGGCGAGACCAUCCGGCAACUCCAGGACCGUGCUGGUGUCAAGAUGGUCAUGAUCCAGGACAACCGGCAGAACUCGGGCGUGGAUAAACCUCUCCGCAUCACCGGCGACCCUUACAAAGUCCAGGUCGGUGUGCCGCCACUGCAGCAGGGCAGGCUGCCUCCCAGAAGCUCGCAAGCCAAGGAGAUGGUCAUCGAGUUCCUCAGGAAGGAGGACCACCGCGAGAGGUUCGGGGAGUUUGCAGGCCGGACGGGAGGCCGCGAGUCUGUCAAGAUCGCUGUGCCUCGAUUUGCGGUGGGCGUGGUUAUCGGCCGAAGUGGUGACAUGAUCAAGAAGCUGCAGAACGAGGCUGGAGUCCGCAUACAGUUUCAGCCUGAUGACGGCAGUGGGCCCGAGCGCAUGGCUCAGAUCAUGGGCGUCCCGGAGAACUGCCAGCGAGCCGCCAUGAUGAUUAUCGAGCUCAUCAAUGGCAUGCAGAUGGAAGGGCGCGAAGGACCCCCUGGUGGCAUGGGACCACGAGGGAGGGGCGGCCGUGGGCGGGGCUUCGGGGACUGGAGCCCAGGGCCUCCGGGAGGAAUGCAGGACCAAAUCACCUACACCGUGCCCGCGGAGAAGUGUGGCAUCAUCAUUGGCAAGGGCGGGGAGACCAUCAAGCACAUCAGCCAGACAUCGGGCGCACGGGUAGAGCUGCAGAGGAAUCCUCCCCCCAACACCGAUCCCAACAUCCGCAUCUUCCUCAUCCGGGGCUCGCCGCAGCAAGUGGACCACGCGAGGCACCUCAUGGAUGAGAAGAUGGGGCUCGGGGGACCUUCUGCUUUCGGGGGACCACCUGCCGCUUUCGGACAGGGUCCCUAUGGCCAGGGACCCCCAGGCCCUCCUCACCAAAAUGGACCCGGGCAGGCCUUCGCUCCCCAGGCGGGUGGGUGGCCCGGUGGAUACCAACCCUGGGCACAGGGGCAGCAGCAGCAACAACAGCAGCAGCAGCAGCAGCCACAGCAGAACCCUGCUGCGCAAGACCCCAGUAAGUCAGGAGACCCCAACUCUGCCGCCUGGGCUGCAUACUACGCCCAGUAUUACGGACAGCAGCCCACGCAACACAACCCCGCGCACACAGCAGAUCCGAGCCAGCCAGCAGGCGGGCAGAACGGACAGCCUGAUUACACCAAGGCAUGGGAAGAGUACUACAAGAAAAUUGGUCAGCAGAAUCCAAGCAGCCAGCAGCCUGAUUACAGCAAGGCUUGGGAGGAAUACUAUAAAAAGCAGGCCGAAGCCCAGGGACAAGGCAGCGGUGGUGCGGCCCCUGGGUCGCAGCAGCAGCAGCAGCAGCAGGGGCAGCCAGGGCAGCAGGGGGGCCAGCCGGACUACAGUGCCGCCUGGGCCGAGUACUACCGGCAGCAGAGCCAGCAGGCGUACUACGCUCCCGGUGGGGCUCAGGGCAACCCCAACGCGCCGCAGGGCCACUGAAGGAGCUCAAGCCGUGAGGUGCUGUUGCCCAUCCCGCCAGCCCACCCAGCCACCCCCCCCCCCCCCCCCUCAGCGUUUAGCGCGAUUGUGUGUAUUGAACUCUUGUUAAAAAAUAAUAAUACGAUUUUUUUCUGCUAUCUCGUUUCAUUUUUCAUGAUGACGAUAAUAAUGUUAAACGCAUUGGUUAUUUUGUUUGUGUCUAAUGUAAUGAUAAAACCAAGUGGUAUUUUAUUGUGAUGGUAAUUUCUUUGUUUGUUCAAUUUAUAGAAUGAUUGACUAAUGAUUUUUUUUUCCCCUCCUUUCCGUUUGUUUUUAUCUCACGUGCGUGUUAUUAUUCGCAUUGUGUGUUUGUGUUGUUGGGUUUUUUUUGUUGUUGGUAUUUUUGGAAGAAAAAAAAACCUCAAGAAAAAAAAACGAACCAAGAAGUCCGGUAGACGAUGGGGACAGUAAACUAAUCCGUAAUCUGGCACAGGCCUCGCAACGCACGCGCGCACACCCGCACACAGACACUGCGCGGUGGUUUGUGAUUCACCUGUUAACCCUGCUGCACCUCCCUCUUCCCCUUUUGUUGGACUACAAAACGAGUAUAUAUUUUCUAUGUGUUAGAAAUUGUGUAACGGCGACUUGAGGCUUUUUUGGGUUUUGGUUUGGGAGGGGCGGGGGGACCGCUUUUGAGAGCGCCAAGACGUGUGUGCGUUCCACACUUCGAGUUUCACGUCAGGUCAUAUGAAAUAAUACGCAGCAGGACUAACUUAUUUUUAACAACGUGGUGGUGAUGUGUUAAUUAUUUCUCGUGUUUUUAUUUUCAGUUGGGGGGGGGGGGGGGGGUGGAAUGGAUCUACUUUGGUAGUUGCCGAAAUGAAGUAACAGAAAACGUGUACACAUACGACUCGGUUGAAACAUUUUUAAUAGCUUCCGACAUAAACAGGAGAAAAAAAAAACGAUGCUUAAAAGAAAGUUGGCGUUUUUGGCCAUAUGUUUCUUUUGAUCGUUGUCGCCCUAAUUGUAGGUGAAAUGGGUUGGCGCGCUGUGUUUGGUGGUGAUACCGCUGUGUGUCUAAGUGGCAUGGGUGGACGUUUCUACGUGGCAGGGAGAUUUUGUUGUGUUGUUCCGUUCGACAAAGGUUUGACAGCGAAGCCCUGGGAUGAGAGGUGUAACUUUCACACAUAUCCAGCGUUUUGUACUUCAGAGUAGUGCCGCUACUCGUCUCUCCCCUCUCUACUACGAACGAUUUCCCCCCCCCCCCCCCCCAAGUCCAGCGUCGGUCUUAACCGCCCACGGGAUUAGGGCUGUGCUAAAAAUGACACGAAAGAAACAUAUAUAUAGUUGGUGACGAGGAAAACUUUGUGCUGUGCCGUUUCAUUUUUCUGCAGGCCUUUUAUAUAGGGGGAAACACGCUUUAUGUAUUUUGUUCGAUCGACCGCCACCCCCCUCUUCAGUUCCUCUUGUUGCUGAACAUUGACGCCUACAACUGUUUUUGGAUUUUUUGAUUCUUUUAAAAUGUCACGCUGUGUGCCGCGAUGGCGGUUUUUAAAUGAGCGAGAGAAAAUUCCAAGGACAUAUUAAAAAAGGAGUGUGUGUACCACUGUAUUUCAAUUAUUGCGUAAAACAAAUGUGAUGCGUCCGUCUGGAGUCGAGACGCGACAAGACUUUUUGGCGCGUCUCUUUAUAUGACAAAAAAAUUAUCUCGUUUUGCCAGUAUCGUGUUUUUUCGCUUGUGUUCCACUUGAAAGCUUUGGACAUUGGACAAGUCGUUUAAGUGUCGUAUCGGAAAUAUUUGGUCGGCCCCACGAUUCAACAGAACUAUGUAAAACGCGUAAUGUGGUAUUUUUGCUGUUUUUAUUUUAAAACGUAGCAUGUGCACACGUUUUGUGUGUGUGUGUGUAUGCUCUGCAGGUCGUCCGUAAUGUGUUGCGAGAUUUGUGUUUCUGAAAAAAACAUGGGAGAAGGAAGUGGAUCGUUGUGGGAGAGGGGAGGUCGCAGGCAAAAUGCACAAUGUGGUGGUUGCCGCGGUUAGAGCCUUUAACUCGGGAGCCGCGAGGUUUUCAGACGUUAAAUCCCAGUGGCUGGGUAGACUCGGGCCCCAUUAAAUAUUCAGGGUUUGUUACAUUAUGGUGUUUGUACCGUGGAUAGGCCGCAGGGUGGCGCAAUUCCCAGAGCGGCUGUUUGAAGAUGAGCGCCGGCCCGCGCUCGUUCCAGCAGGGGACGAGGCGCCUGUUUUGAAAUCCUCCGCCCGUCUGUGAACCAAAAUCGCGCAAGUGCUUUCGUUUCCUCCUCUCGCUACCAAAGUAAAAAAAACCUCCCAUGAUUUUUUCAACGAUUUUCUUUGGGUCUUGAAACGUCAGCUGUUUUGCUUUCAUACAGUAUACAUGCUAUAUAUGUUUUACGUUCACAUUGCGUCGGCCUCAGCUGUGUAAGAGCUAAGCUGUGGCGAGAGCUUUUACGCUGUGUGAUGCGAAAGCUACAUGUGCUUUACACAACUGCCUCUACGCCCACAAACCCCCCCCCCAUUCCCUCUCUCAGUCUCCUUCCUACUUGCCAGUCCUGAUAACAGCCCGUUGGCCACGCUAUUGAUUAAUGUACAUUUCGAAUGAUCAUUUCGAAGCGUCAAUUUAAUUGUAUUUUUGAUAACGUUGCGUUCGCCCCUCCCCCCAACCAGCCUUGCGUUGGCAGCAUUCUCAAUCUAAUGGAGACUUGGCGGUGUUGGCUAUCAGCUUGAGAGCUCGCUCUCCCAACUUUUGAGCAGAGCUGCGCGCCGGCAGCGUGACCUCAACGGCGAAAAUUUGAGACUCCCUCCGGACCCCGUUGUUGAAUGUUGCAUGACUCCCCCCCCCCCCCCAAGUCACCCGCGAAAGGUUUUCGCUCUACUACUGAUCGACGAUGCGAAAGCGUACGUGAAUUAGCAAUAGUCUCUUUGCAGCACUGGGGUUGUUGCCAAUUUGGCAUCGUCGUUGAAUAUCGGAGGGGGGGGGGGAGACCAUUUUGUCACAAUCUACGGUGCGCCUGAUGCCAAAAAUUCCGUCGCUGUUUUCGGUUCGUUUCCGUUUGGUCUGUUUGCGAGUUUUGAGGCUGGGGCAAAAAAAAAUACUUCAAAAUGAAACGACGUUGCUUUUUUUAGGGCUGAGCGAUUUGUCGUCUGUCGUAGAUUAUUUGAAACGGCAUCAGGCGACGAGAGAGACAUCCUUGUUCGUUGAACACAUUUGACCUGUUUAGUAAGUGCAAUUAGCAGCACCGUCAAUGUGGCCGAGGCGGCUGCGAUUCCUUCCACCGAGCAAUUUCCGCGUUGGCAUUUGUCGCCUCGGUUUGGCGUAGGGGUUUAUAUGGUUGUUUGGUGACCUGCUAGUCGGCCUUUGCACCGAUGAGCCAGUUGCAGGGGGGAGUGUUUCUGUUGCAGCCAAGGAGGUAAUUCCUGUCGUUGAGAGGCUGGAAAGUACACACCAGUCGCGUAUCAAUGGACAAUUUUAACCUGAUUUAAAAGUAUAACGGGUUAUUGAUUCUUGUUUUUACAGGCCACAUUUCUCGAUUGGAACAUAUAGAAUUUGUACAAAACUAAUUUAACUUUUCGUAACAAGCCCCCCCUCCCCACCUCCCCUCGUAGGUCUGAUUUUAAAAAGCAAUCGUAAAUCAACCCAAAAUUUGCACGCGCAUUCUACGGUAUCUUUCCGCAAGCGAAAAUAAUGCUGAUGUGUCGAACCAACUCGGCAGGAGAGAGGGCCUCGGAGAAAGAGCAUCUCGACACCCUCAUUCCUGGGCAGAGAUUCCACAUCUAUUUGGGGGGGCGGGGGGGUGGGGGGGAAUGCCCUUGACGGGGUAAGACGAGGUGUCGAAAGGCAGACGCGUCUUCGCCGUCACGGCCGCGGGUUUUGGCAGUGCGCAGAGUUUGGGAGCGGGCACCUGUGGAAUAUCGGUGGCGUCCGGGAAUGAUGGCCUCCGGCAGUAAAAUGAUGGGGAUUGCGGUACGCUGGAGGAUUUCUUUGCAUCGCUCGGCCCUGAAGUGUGCAUUUGCGCUUAUGAAGAGUAGCGUGGGUGUGCCCAGUCCUAGACACCUGCGGAAUCUGACCCCCCACAUAACAUUGUAUCUCUCGCCUCAUUAAUUCUUAAUGAGCCAACGUUUUGUUGUUGUGACAAACUGGUGUAAGCUUCAUUGUGGGGGGGGUGAAGGGUUAAUUUUUGUUUCUCUGGUGAAUGAGCUUUGUUUGCAUGGGUCUUUUUUAUCGUUCCCCCCGGUGCUGAUAGAGCGAUUAUCGUCUCAUGGUUAUCUUGGCGCGUUGAAUGUGGUCGCGGAUUUGAUUGAUGUAAUGUCUAAGAUUACACGAGUAUAUAACCACAUCUCAAGUUGCUCAUAAUGGGCACAAUUAUGAAACACGUAAUGCGAAACAUUGUAAUUUUUAGAGCGAAUUAUUUGAAAAACGAACAUUACUUCCAAAGUUUCUACGGAUUGUUAGAAAAAUCUAAAAAAAAAAUAGAUUUUUUUUUUAAAAUCCAAUUUAUUUCUUUAGUAAACCAUUUUAAGCCCCCUCCCCUCUCCCCCUCCCCCCUCCUCCCUUCAUCGCCUCGGAUUUAUUUUGCACAUCCAUACUUGCUGGCGCGUGCAUCUCUCCCAGGAUGUGGGAGAAUGGUCAAGGAUUUGGGUGGUUUUAAGAGCGCGAAGGCCCCUGUCGCCAGCCCCAAGGCUGCCCCCCUCCCCCCCAGGUUGCUUGGGAAGGACGAGGCGCUUUGUGCUGCAGACCUGUGCGGUGAAUGGUUAACGGGGGCGGGGUCGGGGGGGGGGCGAUGUUCGUUAAUAUAAUGUGGGUUUAUUUUUUUUCAUACGUUGAUGGCGAUGGUAUUAAUGCUAAAUGAUAUAAAAACAAGUUUUUUGUGUGUUUUUUUUUUCCAGCCAAUUCCAAGGAAAAUAAAUAAUUUCACGUACAUCGUUUUGGUUUAUUAUUAAUAUUAUUAUUAUUUCUCUCUCGUGUGAAGUGAAUCAUUUUUUUAACUUUACACUACAGUUCAGUCGAACGGUAGAUGUCGUUUUUUGUACAAGCGAUAUGGGGGUCUGAACUGUACAGCUUCGUUCAGGAUUGUUUAGUUUUUCUCUCUCUUUUUGUUAAUGCGUGUGCCGUUUAUAGCAUUCGGCACCACCCUCUUGCUCUCUUCUCCCGAAUUCCCACCACCACCCUCCCCCUUGUCCCUCUGCCCUGCGUCCUAACGUUGUAGCAUGUACCGAAUGAGAAACAAGCUGUCUGUGUCAUUUUACUGUGCCCAUGUUUUAUACUUAAUAAAUUGAUUUGGGAAACAUGUUGAAAA
Petromyzon marinus (sea lamprey) is the source of this 7842-nucleotide messenger RNA. Its product is annotated as far upstream element-binding protein 1-like. NCBI's taxonomy places the organism in Eukaryota, Metazoa, Chordata, Hyperoartia, Petromyzontiformes, Petromyzontidae. Gene Ontology annotation, molecular function: RNA binding. Gene Ontology annotation, biological process: regulation of DNA-templated transcription. The record is from RefSeq and is a predicted model, not a curated record.